GAGGGGGUCCUCAGCCCUCAAGGAGGCAGGUGGGGGGGGUCUUUAGCCUCCUGGGCAUAGGCGGGGGGGUCCUCAUCCCCUGGAUGCAGUCGAGCGGGGUUCCCGGCACCCCCGAACCCACCGGUGUAGGCCCCGCAGCGGAACGCGGCCGCGACACCUCCGUCCCCUCAGAGGGUCCCGACGACUCUGGGCGACGGGGCGGAGCUUCGCGCCUAGUCACGUCACGGCGGGGCGCUCGCGCCGGCCGCACGUGCGCGCCGCGCGCUGCGCCUGCGCGCACUUCCCCCCCCCCCCCAGUUGCCCGCCAAAGGGAGUGGCGCCGAUUGGCUGCGCGAUCCCCCGCCCCACGUGACAGGCGUCGCCACGGUAACCGGCUGGCGGCGGGGGGGGGGGGAGAGGCGGGCAACCAAUGGGCGGCGCCGCGUGACGAAAGGGGUGGGCGGGGCGAGGCGGCGGCGCGCGCGCUUUUCGGCCGUUGGGCGGCGGCCGUUAGGGGCCUAGCGAGUGCCGGAACCGCCCCCGCCCCGCCGGUACCGCCGCCAUGAGCGGGGCCGGGGCGGACCGGCCUUCUCCCGCCAAACUCCGCCGCCUGGAAACUGCCAGCGAGACGGAUCCCACCGUCGCCUCUACCCGCCGGGAAACGUCACCUCCCGCCGGAGGUCGCGGUGAGGGCGGCGGCGCGCGUGCGCCAGGAGCAGCGAGCGGGCAUGCGCAGUGCGCCGGCGCGCCGGCGCCCCCUGGCGGAGGCUUGGAAACUACUGCUUCCCUCAGGGGGGGCCUGAAGACCACCGUGGGGCCCAAAGGGCGCCUGGAAACCGACGUCACCCCCUGCUUGGAGCAGGGCAAGGGGGGUCUGGAGACCACCAGGGAGGUCACAGGGAGCCUGGAGACCACCGGGGAGGUCACAGGGAACCUGAAGACCACCAAUGGGCGCAAGGGGAGCCUGGAGACUGCCGUCACCUACUGCUUGGAGCAGGGCAAGGGGGGUCUGGAGACCACCAGGGAGGUCAUGGGGAGCCUGGAGACCACCGGGGAGAUCACAGGGAACCUGAAGACUACCAGCGUAGUCACAGGGAGCCUGAAGACCACCAAUGGGCGCAAGGGGAGCCUGGAGACUGCCGUCACCUGCUGCUUGGAGCAGGGCAAGGGGAGCCUGGAGACCACCAGCAAGGUCAUGGGGAGCCUGGAGACCAACGGGCACAAGGAGAGCCUGGAAACCACUGUCACCCGCUGCUUGGAGCAGGGCAAGGGGAGCCUGGAGACCACCAGGGAGGUCACAGGGAGCCUGAAGACCACCAGUGAGGUCACGGGGAGCCUGAAGACCACCAACAGGCGCAAGGGGAGCCUGGAGACCGCCGUCACCCGCUGCUUGGAGCAGGGGAGAAGGAGCAAGGGGGGCCUGGAGACUGCCACCGAGCUCAAGGAGUGUCUGGAGACCGCCACCAUCACCUGCUCACAGCAAAGCCGAGGUGAGAAAAGGGUCCCAGAGCCCAAAGGGGGUCCAGCCCCCUGUGUACGGCAGAAAGGCCACAGCCCGGAGGAGUGUGCAGUGAUUUCUCUGGGUGAGGAUGAGGAGGAAGAGGAGGAGGAGGAAGGCCCCAGGCGGUACCUGGCGGCCCUGGAGGCCGUGCAGCUGGAGCUGGAGGCCGUGGAGGAGCAGGCGGCUCGCGCCUUCCGCCGCCUCCGCGCUAAAUUUUGGCUCCGCCGGCGGCCGCACCUGCAGCGCCGCAACCGCCUCAUCCAGCACAUCCCCGGCUUCUGGGUCACUGCCUUCCUGAACCACCCCCAGCUCUCGGCCAUGAUCAGCGACCGCGAUGAGGAUGCCCUCAGCUACAUGACGAGCUUACAGGUGGAGGAAUUUGGCCAAGCCCGACCUGGGUGCAGGAUCCGGUUCUUCUUCAGCGUCAAUCCCUACUUCCAGAACGAUGUUGUGGCCAAGGAAUUCGUGCGCGGUCCCUCCGGUCACCUGGUGUCCCAUUCAACCCCCAUCCGAUGGUGGCAGGGGCAGGACCCCCGUUCUCGUCCCCACAAGGGUCCACCGGCCCCCCGCAGCUUUUUCGCUUGGUUUGGGGACCACAGCUUCCCUGCGGGAGAUCGUAUUGCUGAGAUCAUCAAGGAGGAACUAUGGCCAAACCCGCUGCAGUUCUACUUGUUGGGCGAGGGCGCCGAGGGGAUCCCUGAAAGUGAGAGCGGGGAGGACUGUGUGGUGAUCGUAGAUGAUGAUGAGGACGUGCAGGAGAUCCUCGACGACGGGGACGGCAGUGGCGUGGAAGAGGUCCUGCCUGAGGAGCCCCCCAGCCCCCCAGCUGGACGGACGAACCCCAAUGGGGGCAGAGACUAAUUGCGGGGUGGGGGCUGGGGCGUGCUCCAGCCCCCCCCUCCCCCUCAAGGCAUUGCGGGUAACGAGGGGCUGGGGGGGCCCCCAACACAGCUCAGGGUGUUUGUUGGCCUUGAAACCCCCCCCAACCCGAGGCCCCCCCUCCAGGAACCCCCCAUGGCGGGGGAGGUGUCCCCAGUCUCCCCAACUCCUUGGGGUUCCCUCUCCCAAAUCUUCCCCCCUCCCCACAGAGAGAGAGAAAUACAACUAAUUUAGGACCAUUUUUGUACAUUUUGGGUCAAAAUCUUGUAAAAUUGCCAUUUUAUAUCUAAAAAUAUAUUAUAAUAAAGAUUUAACGGGGUA
Aquila chrysaetos chrysaetos is the source of this 2680-nucleotide messenger RNA. RefSeq names its product protein SET-like. Gene Ontology annotation, biological process: nucleosome assembly. The record is from RefSeq and is a predicted model, not a curated record. Gene Ontology annotation, molecular function: chromatin binding; histone binding. Gene Ontology annotation, cellular component: nucleus; chromatin. Bases 542 to 2341 code for a protein of 599 amino acids. Lineage: Eukaryota; Metazoa; Chordata; Aves; Accipitriformes; Accipitridae. The transcript is spliced from 8 exons.